This is a messenger RNA of Drosophila willistoni, 1013 nucleotides long. RefSeq lists its product as uncharacterized. Bases 50 to 886 code for a protein of 278 amino acids. NCBI's taxonomy places the organism in Eukaryota, Metazoa, Arthropoda, Insecta, Diptera, Drosophilidae. The transcript is spliced from 2 exons. The record is from RefSeq and is a predicted model, not a curated record.
CGAGGUGGAUGGUUAGCUGGAUCAGUUGUUGCCUCAAAGUCAAAUCAAGAUGACCUCUAGAAUUUUAGAAACGAAAUUCCAAGCGUUUUUCCUUCUACUGCUAAUGCUUGGAGAUGUCCUCACACUGCCAGCUCUUGAUACAAAAGGACCUUUGCCAGUGACGCCCAACACCAUUGAGGAGACGGAUAAAUUGGCAGAUUCAAGUGUGGACGCCAAACCUGCUUCAGAUUUGGAACAGUCCAAUGUCAACGAAACUAAUGCCGCCAUUUCACCUGAAUCCUCGGAGCAGUCGGUGCCUGACAACGUUGCCUCUGCUAGCAGCAUUGAUCCAGCGUCCAUCUAUGCCAGUGGACUGAUCACUCCUGAAGUUUUCCAGCAGUAUCUUAGCCAAUAUGGAGCUGCAGCCUAUGGCCCAUUCGCUGGAGCGUAUCCAGCUCCAGGUCUUUAUCCAUAUCCAGGACCAAUAGUAGUGCAAACGGGCUAUGAAGGUUUCUUGGCGCCAGCAGCAGUCAGUCAACUGGAAGGCACAACAGUGGCUGCUGCACCAACUCCAGCUUCCUCGUCGAAUCCCCUUCUGGCCUUUGCCUCCAAAUUGCUACCCACCAUUCUGAUGUCCACAUUGUUCCGUAUUGCCGCCGUCAUUGUGUCUGCCGUGGGUGUUAUCCUUUUUGGCGGUGCCAUUACCAGUGCUUUGUGUCGACUCACGCCCAUUUGUGAGAUACCCGCCAAGGCCGUCGACAUUCUACGCUCUGGUGGUGCCCAGGAUGUGGGUCGCAUGCUGGCUGAGGAAAUGACACCGGAGAGAGUGCGACGUGCCACGGAAUUCGUGCGCAAUGCCAUACGCAAAUAUCGCCAAUUGCAGCAAUUUACGGAGGAGAUGGACUGAAACCCAUACGAAUUGUGGAAAGGAAAGUGUUGGGACGAUGAAUUACGUAAUAGGAAUAUAUUUUAGUACUCACUCGUAAAUUAAGUUAAAUAAAAAACUACAUUUUAAUGUUGCCAUAAAACAGAAA